CAGAAGAAAAUAGUGACGGAUUCUCCUUUUAUCUUCUUGCGUCUGGUUACUGUUAGUGGUCGGAAAUGGUUGGACGGUGAUGGAGAGUGCUUCCGAGAUUGGAGUGGAGAUACCGGACUUGGUGUGACUUAGCUGCUCUGGGCUGCGGCCGGUGUACAUAGUACUACUAGAACUACCGCUACCUUUGUUAUGGUAUGGCUUUAGGCGCUAACACAGCUGUCUUCCGGCACCUCCGCAUAGCAUUCAAUGCUUCUCUCAAAAAUUGCCCCUCUUCUUCCCCAAAUCUUCGUCAGACCCUUUUUAUCCACCGCAGGCAUCACUCCUCCAACGCCACCUGUAGAUUUCCACGCGUCAAAUUCUUCGCUGUGCCUGCAAAUGCCAAGACCGCCAUCACGGAGGAAACACCCCAGUCUCACUAUGUUCACCCCUCAACAUCCACCAGUUGGGCAGAAUUUGCGGAGAAGGUUUCCGGCGAAUGGGAUGGAUAUGGAGCAGACUUUAGCAAGGAUGGGGAACCCAUGGAAUUGCCCGAAUCAGUAGUCCCCCAAGCCUACAGGGACUGGGAGGUGAAGGUUUUCGACUGGCAAACUCAGUGCCCCACUCUGGCUCACCCAACUCAUUUUCAACUCACGUACAAGUUGAUCAGGCUACUUCCCACCGUUGGCUGCGAAGCUGAUGCUGCCACUACAUAUAGCCUUCUUGAGAGGAACAUUAAUCUUCUUCUUGCUAAUGCUGCCGCUGCCAGUCCGGCAGCCGCCACCGCCUUUGCUUAUCAAUCCAAUGGAUGUUACGUUGCUGUUUGGCCCAAGGAGAAUGGCGGAUCACUCGUGCAGCUGGAGUUGGAGCAUUGCCUGAUUCACCCUCGAGACAGGGAAUCCCGGGUGCGAAUAAUUCAGGCUGUCCGGAUAAAACAGCAACCACCGGCAGAAGAUGGUGACGACCAAGGAGAGCCGAUGAACAUGAUGCAAUUGGAGGGAAUCCAGGUAUUCUGCGAGCAGUGGUAUGGUCCCUUCAGAAAUGGGGAGCAGCUGGGUGGUUGUGCCAUACGAGACUCUGCAUUUGCUUCUACUCCUGCCUUGACCAGUUGUCAAGUCACAGGCGUAUGGCAAGGCCUCCCGGCAACUGCCACCUUCCAACCGGAGGAGGAGAGGGCGAAUUUCCGAGAACUUGUGGUGGAUGAUGAUGACAGUGUGCCUUUGUCGGUGUCGAGAGACGGCAGUAGCCUCAUUCUGCUACCAAAGCAACUCUGGUGUUCGUCAAAUCAAGAAGAGGAGCAAGGAGAGACUUGGUUCCAAGUUGGAUGGCUGUUGGACCGGGGACUCGCAAUCACCUCCAAAUGCUCCUUUUCGGCUGAUGCAAAGUUGAAGGAAGUUGUAAUAGCAUGCGAAACUGCCAAGGAGUUGAUGACAAACUGACAUCAGGACCUGCAACCUCUAAUUGGCACAGCGUCAAAGAAAAAAAGAAAAGCCCUCCGAAUUGAAGCAUCCGUCUUCAAUUAGACAUAAUAGGAAAAAUACAUUACGGUUCACUUGCGCCUUUGUUAUUCUUACCAUGCGCGCAGGGCAGAACUGGUUCAGCUUCUGGUACGGUCAUACUACAACAUCAUCCAGUGUCAACCAUCAGGUCUCCGUGUCGCGUAAACGGCAUUCCUUCUUGCCCGUCGCAGUAUAUUAUUCUUCUCCGUGUAAACAGCUUCUGGUACUUCUUCACUGUCUAUAUUAUUCUUGCACCCUAAAUAUAUUUUUCAAUUUAUUA
Coffea eugenioides is the source of this 1755-nucleotide messenger RNA. RefSeq lists its product as uncharacterized. The transcript has 4 exons. Lineage: Eukaryota; Viridiplantae; Streptophyta; Magnoliopsida; Gentianales; Rubiaceae. The record is from RefSeq and is a predicted model, not a curated record. The coding region runs from base 195 to 1415 and encodes 406 amino acids.